AAGCGAUCUGUUGGGAGGAGGGCCGUAUAACUACGUUCCGAUACACACAUAUGUUGUGUUGGUGUAUAAAUUUGCUGUGAUACUUUUAAAGAGGAAAACCUUUUUAGGUGUGUUAAAACUGGCAGGAUUUUUAUGCUGAGUGUGUGCUCUUGAAUUGGUGAUCAGUAUCCACAGGACAUCACCAUGGAGCUGGCACACAGUCUUUUACUCAACGAGGAGGCCCUCAAGAGGAUCCAGGAAUCCAAAAAACCUGUCUUCGUAUUUGAAUGGCUGCGCUUUCUCAACAAAGUUCUUGGAGCUGCACAAAAGUCUGACAUAAAAGGAAGUCAAAAGAAACUUGUUGAACAACUGACUCUACAGAUUAGUGAAUCGCCGGGCCCUCCAACACGCAAGUUAUUGGCCCGGUGUCUGGCAACACUUUUCAGUGUAGGAGACACAUUUGAUUUAUUUGAAACCAUCAACAAGUGUAAUGACAUCAUCAGAACCAAGGAUGACUCCCCAAGCUAUUUGCCAACUCGACUAUCUGCAAUUGCCUGCCUCGGGGCCAUGUACGACAGGUUGGGAAGAAUGGUGGGUCGGUCUUACGAAGAAACAGUUCAGAUUCUCAUCAAAUCUCUCAAAAAUGCAGAGUCUCAAGGACGAUGUGAGAUCAUGCUGACCCUGGAGAAGGUGGUGGGCGGGAUCGGCUCGGCCGGCAAUAACUGUCACAAGGACAUCUACAAGGCUGCUAGGCAGGCAAUGACGGACCGGUCCAUGUCCGUUAGGUGGGCUGCGGCAAAGUGUAUGUACCAGUUAGUUAAUGAAGCUCCAUUUAUGUACAACAAUGAGCUUGAAACAGUUGCCUCCCUUUGUUUCCGUGCACUUGAUGGGUCCAAUUAUGAUGUUCGCUGUGCUGUUGCUAAGCUGCUGGGAAAUUUGAUGGCUACUGCCCAAGCACCACCAAAGACUUCUUAUGUGAAGUCAAAGAAUGUGAAACUAGUGGAUGUGCUAAACAUCCUGGCGUCAGGCUUCUUGAAGGGCGGUAUUGGUCUGUGGAAGGGAAGCACCGCAGGGGAAAUGAUCAAGGGGAGCAGUAGUGUCAACCGUGAAAUACGUGUUGGUGUCACACAUUCCUAUGUUGAGUUUGUCAGGUGUAUGGGUGGACUCUGGUUAGAGAGAAAUAUUUCCGUUUUCCUCAGUCACAUUCUCGACUUGGUAGCCAAUUCGAGAGCCACGCCCACCCAUGUGGACGCAGUGUAUGCACGGAAAUGUGUGCUCUUCAUCCUCCGAUCUGUGAUAGGCGAGAUGCUGGGAGAGAAGGCACAGAUAGCUGCUGCCAAGGAGAUCUGCCAGAUCAUUAUUAAACAAAUGAAUACUGUGGGUGAGGCGACUGUGGAUGCCGUGGAAGGAAAGUCACAGAGUAUGGACCUGUCAUCGAGCCAGCACGUCCUCGUGUGUGCACUCCACGAGUUGGGAUGUCUGGUCCUGCGUCUUGGUUCAUCAGCCAGUCCACUCGUUCAAGAACCAGCAACAGGUAUCAUCGAGCCAGUUGUGUCUGUGUUGAUUCACCCGAGCCACGCAGCAAGACUGUCGGCCUCCUGGUGUCUGGGUAGUAUAGCUGUGGCCCUGCCCUCUCAACUCACCCCUCUGCUCGACCGGUGCAUGGAGCGAAUGGAGAAGCUGAAGUCGUCGCCGGAAGCAAUCUCGGGGUACAGCAGUGCACUGGCAGCCCUACUGGGUGGGGUGUAUCAGUGUCCGCUGGGCAUUCCACAUGCUAAAGGAAAGCAAAUAUUUAUGAUUGCCGAGGAGCUGAUACGUACAGCGUCACAGAACAGCAGACUGUCUCUACAGAGAACUCAGUCUGGCUGGCUGUUGCUAGGCGCUCUGAUGACCCUCGGUCAAGCUGUGGUCAGAAAUCACCUUCCCAGAAUGCUGUUGCUAUGGCGUAAUGCAUUUCCAAGAUCGACACGAGAGCUGGAAUCGGAAAAGGUCCGAGGAGAUUCGUUCACUUGGCAGGUUACUCUGGAGGGACGAUCUGGCGCACUUGGAGCUAUGAACAGUUUCCUGUUGUACUGCCGAGAACUGGUUACCGAGGAUGUGAUUCGCAGACUGCUCGCUCCCAUGGAGUGUGCCCUUCUCAUGUUGUCACAUCUACCCAGUGUGAUAAAACUGUAUGGUACUCAUCUUAAAGCAAGCGCUGCUAUGGUCAGAUUACGAGUUUACGAUGUCUUGGCGCUACUUCCUGCAGAAUCAUUUGAAGGUGUGUAUCCAAUGCUUCUUAGAGAGUUGGUGGCCGAGUUUACUCUGACAGACAAUCCAGCUAAUACGACCACCUCUCUUCUCCGAUCCAUGUGUCACGUUGACGACAGUGUCAUACUGGGAUCCUGGCUGCAGGAGACCGAUCACAAGGCUAUUGAAGAUCAGUUACAGCCGAACAGUGCGUCGGGUUCAGGGGCAUUGGAGCAUGACGCCCGCUACCUGUACGCUAGAUGUCCAUCGAGUGAUCCGGUUCCAGGGCCGCUACCUCUGGGUGUGGCAGUAAUCGACAGCUCGGUGCGACUUUACGGACUCAUCUUCCCCCGCGUGGCCCACAAACACCGCUACCAGAUGUUACAGCACUUCAAUGAGUGCAUCAAGCAGGCCAAGUCCACACGACAACAGGCCGUCCAGAUGAACAUCUUCACAGCCGUACUGUGUGCAAUGAAGGGUCUGGCUGAAACUAAAACCAGCCUUGGAGGGGAUGAUGUGAAAAAAUCUGCAAUAUCACUCAUCAUGGGUGCGUUGAGCAGCUCAAACCCGAUUCUGCGCUGUGCUGCGGGAGAAGCAUUGGGGCGGAUGGCACAAGUCGUUGGAGACAGCAGGUUCAUCGCAGAGAUGGCACAGUACAGCUUCGACAAGUUAAAGUCGGCUAGAGAUGUGGUGAGUCGCACUGGACACUCCCUAGCACUGGGCUGUCUGCACCGCUAUGUGGGUGGCAUGGGAUCUGGCCAGCACCUCAACACCAGCGUCAGCAUCCUCCUGGCGCUCGCACAGGACUUCAACUCGCCAAUUGUGCAGGUUUGGGCUCUUCACGCUCUGGCCCUGAUAGCCGACUCGGGUGGCCCGAUGUUCCGGAGUUACGUGGAGCCGACUCUGUCUCUAGUUCUACAGCUGCUGUUGACCGUCCCUCCCUCGUCUGUUGACGUGCACCAGUGUCUGGGCAAGUGUCUGUCUGCUCUUAUCACAUCUAUAGGACCAGAGUUUCAAGGUAACAGCAGUUCUAUAGCAACGGCGCGAUUGUAUGGCCUGGUGUGCUGUGCGGUGAUGCAGGAUCACUCGGAUUCCAUGGUGCAGGCCGAGGCCAUCACGUGUCUACAACAGCUGCACAUGUUCGCCCCGAGACACGUCAACCUGACCAACCUAGUGCCACAUCUGUGUGAAACACUGACAAGUUCCCAUCUACUUCUGCGCCGAGCGGCGGUGGCAUGUCUGCGUCAGCUUGUGAACCGUGAAGCGAAGGAGAUCAGCGAACAGGCUCUGUCGCUGUCUGGUGAGGGCAAGGAUGGCAAGUCGUGUGUGAAUAUCACAGAGAGCGGGCUCGAGGGCACACUGUUCGGCAUGCUGGACACCGAGAUAGACGGCAAGCUGAUAUCGGACACCCAGGACACGAUAGACAGUCUGCUGCAGUCGCUGGCCAUCCCCAACCUCACACGCUGGCUGCAGCUGCUGAAAGACGUGUUGUCGGCUUCUACAGAUACUACGAGCAGCAUUCCUGACGAGAGUGAAGGGCUGGCUGACAAUGAUGAUGACGACGAGAACGAAGACACUGAUGUCGGAGUCCAGUUCAAAGCUGCGGAACAAGAAACCACUCAUCCUUCUGUUGCACCCAGGUGGCCCACGCGUGUGUUUGCCGUUGAGUGUCUGAUGAAGAUCAUGGCGACAUGUGAUGGUGGAGAAUCACAGUUUGAUCUGAUCACAGCCAAAAAACUGUACGAACGAACCGGAAACAGAAGCUACUUGGCUUUACAUCUGUCUGACUUGAUCCGAAUGGCUUUUAUCGCUGCCACGUCUGACAGCAACCAGCUUAGACUGGCAGGUCUAGCUGCCCUUGAGGAAAUAAUUGUAAAGUUUGCAAAGGUUCCUGAACCCGAGUUUCCUGGUCACGUAAUACUGGAACAAUAUCAAGCUCAGGUGGGAGCUGCCUUGAGGCCGGCAUUUUCACCAGACACUCCGUCAGAUGUGACAGCUAAAGCAUGUGAGGUGUGCAGUACGUGGAUCGGAAGUGGGGUGGCUCGUGACCUCAAUGACCUCCGCCGGGUUCACCAACUGCUGGUGUCCUCGCUAGCCAAGCUGAAGCAAGGCAAGUCCCAGUCUCCUCUGUACAACGAGAGCGCUUCAACCAUGGAGAAACUGGCUGUCAUCAAGGCAUGGGCAGAGGUUUACAUUGUGGCUGUCGACCGAGAGGCUGAGAAGAUGCAGAAGCUGAGCUCGAGACCAAAGGAAGAAGAUGAAGAUGGCUACCAGUGUGGUGGGGAGAGCUUGCUGAGUCUAGUCCAGCCGGAGUUGUCUGCUCUUAGUCAGCACUGGCUCAGUGCUUUGAGAGAUCAUGCCCUUCUCUCCUUGCCAGCAGAGUAUUCUCGUCAGCUUCCUUCCGAAGGUGGAGCCUUCUAUCACCCUGAUACAAUAGAGAUGGCUCGUGCGCACUACAAGAAGUCGUGGCCGCCUAUUCUCUACGCGCUGUCCGUGUGGCUCAAGGAGAAAGGUUUCUCUGACGUCGGAGAUGAGAAGCAGAGUGAAGGCGGCAUUAUCCGAUCUGUCGGGGGAUUGAGUCUACAGCCAGCCAACUCACCUGCCAACAUGAAGCCACAGGAAUUGAAUAAGGACAGAUUUUAUUUAAUUUUAGGUAUCUGUAUGGAGUCGAUGUGUAGUCCGACGUCGCGCCUGCCAGUUGAGACUGUGGAGAAAUGUUUACGAGGUCUGUGUGCACUGCUUGACACCAGGUGGCCGCGCAGGCAACUCGGAGACGACCCCAUCCUGUCAAGGGAACUUCUGAAUGUGAUGCACAGAAUUAUUUUGACAAGAGAUGACCUGACAAUACAGACUCUGGCCAUGGAUGUUGUUAAGAAAGUAGUAAGAUCAGCUCAGGAGAAUUUGGAUGCAGAGAGAGCUCGGUUGAAAGAGAAAGAGCUGACCACGCCCAGCACGACGGAGAGCAGCACCGAGUCGAUGGACACCACCGACAGCACCGCCAGUACCGGGAGCACGGGGGAGGGGGGCGACACGGGGGACAUCGACCAGAACAGGUCCGUGGUGUUCGCCACGCUCGAGGUGUGUCUGUGUGGCCUGGUGCGCCAGGUUCCAGCCAUGAACCCAUCGGCCCCGACAACCGGCUUUCAGACGCCCACACACCAGAGGAAGCUGUCCGAAGAGUCCUGUCGGCUCAUUUCCACUGUUGUCACAACAAUGGCCGACAUAGUGCAACUCUGUUCUCCAUCAGGUGCUGUUACUGUGCUGCCCACCAUCCUACAUCUGAUCACGAGCUUGAUGCGCGAAGUGGUUUCCAAGUCGACCGAGACGAAGGCCACCAUGGUGAUAUCAGCCUGUCUACAGUCACUCAAGUCACUCUGCAUGUCACAGUUCGCUGAAGACCCGGUCAGUAGUGCCAGCUGGCUGUGUCUCCUACAGAGCGCCAUGACGACUCUCAUCCAGUAUGCUGAACCUAAUGAAGAGAAGCCGGGUCUUGAUGAGGGGACUCUGAUGUUGUCUCUGGCCAUCUUCACCAUAUCGUGCCCGAGGAAGACCACAUCCAUUCCCGCACUGUUGAAUCCAACCUUGAAAGUCUACCAAGAAACGUGGCAGUCGCAAGACAUUCAAAUCCGUAUAAAGUGUGUUCAGACCCUCAUCUCGGUACUACAGCACCCCGACCGACAGGUGGCCACCCCGUACAUCCACGCCUUGUCUGCCAAGAUGAUUGAAUAUCUGUAUGGUGUCACCACGGCGCGGCCAGGCAAUGAAACUGAACUACAGUUGGUGCUAGAGAUACUCAAGAUGGUGGAGACAUUGAUAGCUAUAGCUAACGAAGACAAACGUAUAACUCUCAUUGCUUUACUGGUGCCAAUUCUUGUUUCGUAUUUACUUGACGGAAAAGACUUAGCAACUGCCAGCAAACCUUCAAGAGAACUGCACGACCAGGCUCUGGAAACACUGAUGAAAAUUGGACCUCUGUACCCCGAACAGUUUAGAACUGUAAUGAGUGCAUCCGCCGAAUUGAAACCAAGGCUAGAGGCUGCUGUGAAAAUAGACCAGGCAGCCAAAGCUAGGAUGAAAUCAAAACCAGUGACUAAAGCUGUGGCCGAGCCCUCAAAACCGACAAUAACAUUAAAAACAGACUUUAGUAAUUUUACUGGAUGAUUGUUGUAAAAUAGCCUAGCUAGCUAUCCGUGGUCGGUGAUUGUGGAGAUAGGGAGUUCUUGAGGUUUGGAAAGAAUGUGCUAAUUUUUAAAACUAUUAUUUCUUUUUAUUAUGAGAGAUCAAAAUAUGUGAGAUAUACAGAAGAUAUAUCAUCAGUGUGUAUCUGUGGAGCAAGUUCAGUGUCUUGUAUUUGUGGUUUUAUCUGUUUUCUGAUUCCCGGCCAUUAUGUAAAAACUAAAUAGCAAAACCAUCAUCAUACUGUACAGUAGUUUAUUUGAAUGACCAUUACAGAAGAUUUUGAUGAAAUAUUUAGCUGCUUACUGGGCGACUAUUAAAACAAUUUUAAAUGCCUUUUUAUUUGUUACGUGAGAUAAAACUAAGCAGUAUACAACAUUAAUUAGAUUUAAUAAUAAAAAUAAAUUUAUUUGGAAUGAAUGUACAGAUAUGACACAUUAAUUUGGUUCUUUAUAUUAUUCGUAUUCACAUAAUAGUGAAAAAAAUAUACUUGAUUGACAAAAAGUGGAUUUAACUCUUUCAAAGACAAGAGUUGCAUCCACUGUUAAUUAAAAAUAACCUAUUUUAUUAAUUUAAAAAAAAAAAAACCCAGUAAACCCACUAA
Messenger RNA from Gigantopelta aegis, 6988 nucleotides. Its product is annotated as HEAT repeat-containing protein 5B-like. The transcript has 37 exons. Lineage: Eukaryota; Metazoa; Mollusca; Gastropoda; Neomphalida; Peltospiridae. The coding region runs from base 184 to 6369 and encodes 2061 amino acids. The record is from RefSeq and is a predicted model, not a curated record. Gene Ontology annotation, biological process: intracellular protein localization; endocytosis; retrograde transport, endosome to Golgi. Gene Ontology annotation, cellular component: endocytic vesicle; Golgi apparatus; membrane.